ACGUCCGGCUGCUUUCCUGUCCCUGACAGGCUUUCCUGUCCUUGCGCUGUGUAUUUUCGGGUAAUCGCGUUCGCACCUUCUUUGGCCCGGUCAACAUGAUUCGACGCAGUUUUCUCAUGCUUCUGCAGAUAAGGAAAUAAUUACUCUGGACAUUCGUUGAAUUUGUAUUCACAGUGUGACUACUGUCAGACUCGCUGUUCUAGACAGCAACAUACUUUACUCGGGCAUUGCAAUGGUAGAUUCAAAUUCACGGGAUGGCUCAUGUGACGGAAGUACGACGGGACCUUGCGUCAAGUUCCCACUACGGAGAGUAAAGCUUGCAGUUCACCGAAUCACUAAAGUAGCGAUUCCGUACCACCUCGACAUUCUUUCGAAGCAGCGAAGUGUCAUCGAAAAGUGCCAGAAACUGAAACAGUGGGAGAAACUACAUGAUGCACAAGUCAAAGCAUGUCUUACUGUUCAGCAGCUUAAGGCUGUGCUGUAUGAGCUGGAAACACUAAGUAACCAGGUAGACCCAAAUGACCUGCUGCAGUUUGAGCGCUUGGUGCGACCAGCUUCAGAGGCAACACUUGAGCAGGUGCGCUCAUUUACAGAAGUAUGCCUGCCUGCUGGGCCGGUGGUUGACUUCUUUGCAAGGCCUGAAACGUCCUCGCUUGAAGUCGUACCUGCCACUAUUCCCGAAGUUGACGUGCCCUCACCAGACAAUGUUUCAAUGGGACAGCAGAAAAUUUACAUUGAACAUAUUCCUGACAACACAGCUGCUUCUAAGUCGUGGAAUUCGCUAAAGAGGGACCUACAUGAUCUUCAUGACUUGGUGAGCAGUUUCAGCAACCUCGUUUAUGCCCAGCGAGAGAAAGUCGAGACCAUAGAGGACAAUGUAACGCAUGCUGAUGAGCAAGUGGCACGUGGCGUAACGCAUCUGUCACAUGCAGCUAAGCUGCGCAGGGCUCUGCUGCCAGUAACAGGAGCCUUAGUGGGCCUGACCUUGGGGGGUCCCGUAGGCCUGGUGUUAGGCACCAAAAUGGCCCUGGGAUGUGCACUUGGUGCUGGAUUGCUAGGUUACACUGGCGGCAAAGCUCUUCAGCGCAGGGCACGUCAAGAGAAAAUGCCAAUAGUGAAAGACAUGGAGCUGCAAGAAAUAUCCAAACGGCAUUCGCGAGACACUGAAGCCACCUUGACCUCAUUUGCCAAGCCUGUUAUUUUGUAACAGGGAACCUACAAAUAAAAUUGUUUCGCCAUUA
This is a messenger RNA of Dermacentor albipictus, 1241 nucleotides long. It is a transcript of the gene Syx17, whose product is annotated as syntaxin 17. Gene Ontology annotation, cellular component: membrane. NCBI's taxonomy places the organism in Eukaryota, Metazoa, Arthropoda, Arachnida, Ixodida, Ixodidae. Gene Ontology annotation, biological process: vesicle-mediated transport. The record is from RefSeq and is a predicted model, not a curated record.